GUGAGCGUGUACCUUCUUUAGGCAAAGAAGGUGACGUCAAGGUAAAAGACGUCUGUCCAUGGAAUGAACCAAACCGACUCUCUCUCUCUAUCUAUCAACACGUCUGAGAUCGCACACAGAGACACUCACUACACAAUAAUCGAUUCAGCUAGGGUUUUUCUGCUAUCGCUCAUCGCAAUUCCACGCAGCUUCAGCAAUGGAAAAUCUCUGCUUUAACGAUGGCAACAUCACUGACAUGAUCGACAGUCGAACUCUCUCCGCUCGCCAUCACCUCUACACCUUUGCAAGAAUCGCAGAGGAAAUAAUGAACUAGAAGGACAUUAACCACUCUUUGCAAAUGCACUCAUCGUUGAUACGAAGGCUUUCUCAGGAAAGAGAAUUGGAGGGGCAUACGGGUUGUGUUAAUGCUGUGGCUUGGAAUUCGAAAGGGUCACUUCUGAUAUCUGGUUCUGAUGAUACACGAAUUAACAUUUGGAGCUAUUCAAGUCAAAAGCUUUUGCACUCUAUUGAAACUGGGCAUGCUACCAACAUAUUCUGUACAAAAUUUGUUCCUGAAACUUCUGAUGAGUUAGUGGUCUCUGGAUCUGGAGAUGCUGAAGUUCGGGUUUUUAAUAUGUCUCGAUUAAAAGGGAGAGGAUCUGAAGAAAUUGCUAUAGCUCCAUCAGCGCUGUUUCAGUGUCACACUAGGAGAGUGAAAAAGUUGGCUGUGGAAGUUGGAAACCCUAAUGUAGUAUGGAGUGCAAGUGAAGAUGGGACUUUGAGGCAGCAUGACUUUCGGGAGGGUGCAUCUUGUCCACCAGCUGGAUCUUCUCAUCAAGAGUGCCGCAAUGUUUUACUUGACUUGCGGUGUGGAGCAAAGAAAUCAUUAGCUGAUCCUCCUAAGCAAUUGCUUGCUCUGAAAUCUUGUGAUAUCAGUUCCACCAGGCCUCAUUUGCUCCUCGUUGGUGGGAGUGAUUCGUUUGCUCGUUUAUAUGAUAGACGGAUGCUGCCUCCACUCUCAUCUUGUAGGAAAAAAUUGUCACCACCUCCUUGUGUUAACUAUUUCUGCCCGAUGCAUCUUUCUGAUCGUGGUCGUUCUAGCUUGCACCUAACUCACGUUACAUUUAGUCCAAAUGGAGAAGAGGUUCUUCUUAGUUACAGUGGAGAGCAUGUAUACCUAAUGGAUGUAAAUCAUGCUGGUGGAAGUGCAAUGCAAUAUACCUCGGGAGAUUCUUCAAAACUUGUGAGCUUUACUCCCAUGCUUAAUGGGGUAGAAUUGCAAUCACCAGUUUACAGUGUCCUCUCGGAUGGUUUUCCUUCGAAUAGCAAUGUUGCUGCCAGGCUUAACAAGUGCAGAAAAUUGGUUCAAAUUGCGGAAAAUUCCUUGAAGGAGGAUACAAAUUAUUUCUAUGGAAUUGAGGCUUGCAAUGAAGUUUUGGACGGUCAUGGUUCUGAGAUUGGAUCAAUGCUAAUGCAUGAAUGUUUGUGUAUACACGCAGCCUUGUUACUCAAGCGGAAGUGGAAAAAUGAUGCUCAUAUGGCUAUAAGAGAUUGCCACAGAGCUAGGAGGAUUGAUUCUUCUUCGGUAAGGGCACUUCUUAUACAGUCAGAGGCGUUAUCGCAGCUUGGUAAACAUAAAGAAGCUCUAGACUUUGCUAUUGCGGCUCUAACUUUUGCUCCAUCUGAUUCUGAAGUUGCAGAAAGGGUGGAGAAUUUAAGAAAGCAUCUUGCUACAGCCGAAGCUGAGAAAGUUAGCAAGGCAACUGACGGAACACAUGUGUCAGAACCUCGAGCUGGAAGAGUACUGUCAUUGAGUGAAAUACUUUACCGUUCAGAGGCAAAUAGUGAUGCUUCACAAGAUGGUCCAAGGUCUGAAAGAGAAGAUUCUGAUUACGAUGAAGAGCUGGAGUUGGAUUUUGAAACGUCCAUAUCAGGUGAUGAAGGGCGUGAUGUUGAAUCCAACAUUCUUCAUGGGAGUUUGAAUUUGAGAAUUCAUAGAAGAGGUGAUUCAGCUACCGAGGCAAGUUGUGCAAAUGGCUCUUGUGGAUCAUCUAUAUCUCCAUCCCAAAAUGAUAGAACGAUUUAUCAGCCUGAGUCGGUGAUAGAUAUGAAGCAGAGAUAUGUUGGCCACUGUAAUGUAGGGACUGAUAUAAAACAGGCUAGUUUUCUCGGCCAGAGAGGUGAAUAUGUUGCUAGUGGAAGUGAUGAUGGUAGAUGGUUUAUCUGGGAAAAGAGAACUGGAAGACUAAUAAAAGUGCUUCAUGGAGAUGGAGUUGUUGUGAACUGUGUGCAGUGCCAUCCAUUUGAUUGCGUUGUUGCCACCAGUGGGAUUGAUAGCACUAUAAAGAUUUGGACUCCAAGUGCAUCUGUCCCAUCCAUUGUCAGUGGUGGAGCUACUGGACCAGAGACUGCAAAUGUGUUAGAUAUUAUGGAAACCAAUCAGCGCAGAUUAUGCCGUAAUCGUGAAGCAAUCUUGCCCUUUGAGCUAUUGGAGCGGUUUCGAAUGCACGAGUUUAGCGAAGGAACCCUACAUCCGUUUGAAUGUGCACAGAGCUAAUCUGGUCGUACUUAAUUGCACAGAUGCUCCUUGUGGACUUCAGAGGAUUAAUAGGCUUUUGUAUCGUAGUAGAAAAUUAUGGAGAAGCAUACAAGCAACUUGUUGAAGUUGGUGGUGGUAUUUGAUUGACCUUGUAAAUCUGUUUGGGGUUCUGAAAGCUGGAAGUGUAUUUUUUUUUGUCCUGUUAUUUUUCUGGUAAAUAAAUUGGAAGUUAUAUGAGGAAUUGAUUUUGUUUCGUGAUUAACUGUAGAAUCUUCUUACUAGGUUUUUUUUGUAGGUAAUAUUAAUUUAUUUUCGGCAUCUUUAUUAUUGUUAAUAGUUUCUUUUUCUUUUGAAAAUUUGUAAAGCAUUAUAGCUUGUUUGUAACUAUGAAAAGAUUUCUGUAUAGUUGAAGAUGUUCCUGAUAAAUGCUAUAUAUUCCAUUACUAGUACAACUGCUUCAACUA
This is a messenger RNA of Cornus florida, 2982 nucleotides long. Its product is annotated as protein ALTERED SEED GERMINATION 2. Gene Ontology annotation, molecular function: protein binding. NCBI's taxonomy places the organism in Eukaryota, Viridiplantae, Streptophyta, Magnoliopsida, Cornales, Cornaceae. The transcript has 21 exons. Gene Ontology annotation, biological process: negative regulation of fatty acid biosynthetic process. Gene Ontology annotation, cellular component: Cul4-RING E3 ubiquitin ligase complex; cytoplasm. The coding region runs from base 338 to 2536 and encodes 732 amino acids. The record is from RefSeq and is a predicted model, not a curated record.